Molecule: messenger RNA, 3354 nt
Organism: Planococcus citri (citrus mealybug)
Lineage: Eukaryota; Metazoa; Arthropoda; Insecta; Hemiptera; Pseudococcidae
Product: lon protease homolog, mitochondrial-like
Exons: 15
Coding region: 249-2843 (864 amino acids)
Biological process (GO): mitochondrion organization; protein catabolic process; chaperone-mediated protein complex assembly
Cellular component (GO): mitochondrial matrix
Molecular function (GO): single-stranded DNA binding; serine-type endopeptidase activity; ATP hydrolysis activity
Source: RefSeq, a predicted model, not a curated record
UUAUCAGUUCGAGUUCGAGGCUUCGUAAAAUGAAAUGAUGUAAAAUAUCUUUAUCUUUCGCGUUUGACGUUUUUGCUUGAAUUUUUAAACAUUUUACGUUCGUUUUACACCUUUAAAUCGAUAUUUCAAUGCGCCACUUGCUCGUUUCGCGUUAUUAACCAAUCUCAGUGUAAUUCCACCCAACUCUAGCAUCUUAAUUUCGUCCGAAAUUCACAUGAGUCGAGUGGUUAUCAGCUCCAGUAAGUGUUAUGGCACUAAAAUUGCACAACAGAAUUCACGCGGAGAAGUUGCUCUCGUUUCUGAACAGUUCUCGGGUCUCUCGUUUCAAUAAAUCAUGCUACCAAUGCACUCGAUCUAUCCAAACCAACGCCAGAGUGCUAACGAAAUGGCCAACUUUAUGCCAAGAUGAUGAAUCCUUCGCCUUCGGUCCCUUCUCUCGGGACAGAUUCAACGGCCGAUUAAUCGCUUCUUCCGGUGGUCUGCUAUCUAGACCUUAUAGUUCUCAAAAUCCUCAAGAUGACGGAUCUAAUAAAUCGAUUAUAUCGGAAGAUGAAGUAUUGGAUGUGACUGAGGCUGAUUUCCCCGUCACGCAUUCUCUACCUGCGGCUGUAGUUGUGCCGGAACAUUGGCCUAAUGUGCCUUUGAUCGCUGUGUCGAGGAAUCCGGUGUUUCCGAGGUUUAUUAAGUUAUUAGAGAUUACACAUCCUCCGUUGAUUGAUUUAAUCCGAAGGAAAGUUAAAUUCAACCAGCCUUACGCCGGAUUAUUUCUCAGGAAGGAUAAAGAAAACGAUUCUCAAGUAAUCAACGACCUAAACGAUGUCUACAACGUGGGUACUUUCGUUCAAAUACACAAAAUACAAGAUCUCGGUAAUAAACUACGACUGGUUGUGAUGGCUCAUCGUCGAAUUCGAAUCACCGGCGAGAUCAGCGACCUCCAAGUACCCAUUAAAAAGGUACGUAUAAAGUACCCGUUAUCUAACACCUUCGUGGACGUUGUUGUAGACGAUUCGAAUCGAAAGAUCGUGAAAAGGUCACGUAUCAAGUGUACUGCGACUCCAUCUGUGCCUGCGGUCGAGUCCAGCCAAGAAGCUCCUUUUUCGAUCGAAGAUAUCGCUCAGACAGCUGAACCGAUCAUCGAACCAUCCGAUCCAACGGCGCAGACUGAACAAUCUCAGGAAGCUGUCAAACAGCCGGUUCUCAUGGUCGAGGUAGAGAACGUCCAGCAUGAUAAGUUUAGAAAGACUGAAGAAGUCAAGGCGUUGACUCAAGAAGUCAUUAAAACCAUUAGAGAUAUUAUCAGUAUGAAUACGCUGUAUCGAGAAACACUUCAGCAAAUGCUACAUCAAGGUCAAUCUGUGGUCGAGAACCCUGUUUAUCUGUCUGAUCUCGGUGCGUCGUUGACUGGUGCUGAACCUGAAGAAUUGCAGCAAGUUUUAGAAGAAACCGAUAUUCCAAAAAGACUGCUGCUUGCGUUGAGUUUGUUGAAGAAAGAAUACGAGUUGGGCAAACUGCAGCAGAAAAUCGGUCGCGAAGUCGAAGAAAAAGUCAAACAACAACAUCGAAAGUAUAUUUUAAUGGAGCAGCUGAAAAUCAUCAAGAAAGAACUAGGGCUAGAGAAAGACGAUAAAGAUGCCAUCGAAGAGAAGUUCAGAAGUCGAUUAAAAGAUAAAAAAGUUCCUCAACACGCCAUGGAAGUAAUCGACGAAGAAUUGAAUAAAUUAGGCUUUCUGGAGGCACAUUCGUCCGAAUUUAAUUUAUCGCGAAAUUACCUCGAUUGGUUGACGUUGUUACCUUGGGGAGUUACUACCGAAGAAAACUUAGACCUCGCUAAAGCCUCAGCUGUCCUAGAAGAAGACCAUUACGGAAUGGAUGAUGUGAAAAAACGUAUUUUAGAAUUUAUCGCCGUUAGUAUGUUGAAAAAAAGCACUCAGGGUAAAAUUUUAUGCUUCUACGGUCCUCCCGGCGUAGGAAAAACUAGUAUAGCUAAAUCUAUAGCCAGAGCAUUGAAUAGAGAGUAUUUCAGAUUCAGCGUUGGUGGUAUGACCGAUGUGGCUGAGAUUAAAGGUCAUCGUAGAACUUACGUCGGUGCCAUGCCCGGUAAAGCUAUCCAAUGCUUUAAAAAAGUAAAGACUGAAAACCCCCUGAUAUUGAUCGACGAAGUGGAUAAAAUUGGAAAGGGUUACCAAGGUGAUCCUUCGUCGGCAUUAUUGGAGAUGCUGGAUCCAGAGCAAAACGCUAAUUUCUUAGAUCACUAUUUAGAUGUCCCUGUCGAUCUUUCCAAGGUAUUAUUCGUGUGCAUAGCGAACAAUAUCGACACGAUACCGGAUCCGUUACGUGAUCGUAUGGAAAUGAUAGACGUAUCCGGAUACGUAGCCGAAGAGAAAGUCGCCAUCGCUAGGCGAUAUCUCAUUCCAACUGCGUUGAAAGAUUCCGGCCUGAAAGAAGAGCAAGUCCAGAUCAACGACGAUUCGCUGCUAUCGCUGAUCAACAGAGUACCGGUUCUUAUGAACCAAAUUUCGUUGAGACAGUUCUCAUCGUUAUCGUCACGUGAUGAUGAAAUGAAAGAACUCAAAGAAAAGCUGGAAAAAAUGGAACAGUCCGAAAAGGUAGCAUUUUUGCUGAAUGAAGUACAGCUUUUAUUAAAAAAAGUCGAUACAUUGGAAGAUAGAAAUAAAAUCAACGAAGACUCUAUCAAAGCUUACGCGGACGGGCAAUUCGCUCUUGCUCCUCCCCGGGCUCGCCUGGAAAUCUUCAAAGCUGCCGGGAAGGCUAUGAGAAAUUUUGACCUCACGCCGCCUCCCGGUCCAGAUGCAGUAGUACCGGAGCCCGGGGAAAUACGCUAGUGCGUAUUUCCCGCCAUCAUCGGCCAGGACUCUUCGGUUGUUUUUAAGGAUAUUCAUCCAUGUAUCAUAACUAGAGGCGUACGAAGAGCGUCAACAGGCCAUGUAUCAUAUCGCGUAAUACCUGGAUCAUCAAAGAUGGAUAAAUUUGUCCCCUCGACGGUUAUUCAAAGUCUUCCUAUUUCGUUAUUCGCACCCGACCAACAUAUUUAUACCAACUUUUUUAACCAAUUAACAUACGUCGAUUGGCGACAAAUUUUAGAUAUUAAUGUAGAUUAUAAACUGGAUUUUAAUGUAUGUAGUAAAUUAAUACCUUACAUUUUUGGCGAUGAUUUGUAAAAUGUGUGAUUUUUUUGUUCGCUUGUGUUUUUUUUUUUCAGUUACAUUUGUGUGAUUAUUCUUAAAUUAAUUUUCAAUUCAAAUCAUUUAAUUUUUUUUUUAUCAUUCUUUCUUGUCAUCGAUAUUAUAUUUUAUACCUGAAGCAGGAUUACGAAUAAAAUCAAAUAAAAACCAA